UUUCUUUUUCGGCUUCUAGUUUUAUAUGGUAAAGUAAUGUGCAAAGUGGGUGUGGAGGUUGUGGGACUGGGAGCACUAAAACUUACCGGGUUUCUUAAGGAGUUGAUGCAGCAGAACAAUAUUAGUUUUGAAUCGCUGUACACCGUUCGCACUUUGAAAGAGAAUCUCUGUUAUGUUGCCUAUGAUUAUGAGGCUGAGCUACUCAAAGAUACACGAGCAUCAUCUGACGCAGCAGGAGAAGGUCAGUUCACUCUUUCAAAAGAGCGGUUUCAAACAGGAGAAAUCUUAUUCCAGCCACGAAUGGCAGGAGUGUAAGUUCUGGAACUUAUAAUAUUUAUUGCUUCACGAGCACUGUCAGGAAAGUUCCAACUGUGUGGAUGCAUGUGAGUGUGUGUGUGUGCU
Humulus lupulus (European hop) is the source of this 402-nucleotide messenger RNA. RefSeq names its product actin-related protein 8-like. The transcript has 2 exons. The coding region runs from base 37 to 315 and encodes 92 amino acids. Lineage: Eukaryota; Viridiplantae; Streptophyta; Magnoliopsida; Rosales; Cannabaceae. The record is from RefSeq and is a predicted model, not a curated record.